Molecule: messenger RNA, 2407 nt
Organism: Dendroctonus ponderosae (mountain pine beetle)
Lineage: Eukaryota; Metazoa; Arthropoda; Insecta; Coleoptera; Curculionidae
Product: G-protein coupled receptor Mth2
Exons: 7
Coding region: 153-1691 (512 amino acids)
Biological process (GO): cell surface receptor signaling pathway
Cellular component (GO): membrane
Molecular function (GO): G protein-coupled receptor activity
Source: RefSeq, a predicted model, not a curated record
AUUGUUCAAUUAUUAUCAACUAAGCCGGCAUAUCUUAUCUGUGGUCGGUUCAAGCUGAAUCAGAUCCUUAUUCUUGCUGAGCAAAUUUCACGUUUAUCGGGUUAAUCAGCCAUGCCCAACUCAAAGUUUAGUGUUGUAAAUCACCUCCCAACAUGAACGUGAUUGUUUGGUGUUUUUGGACCGUUUCUGUGCUUUUAUCGAGCUGCACUCACGCGCUGGAAAACUGCGAGAUAAUCGUCGACAUUACGAAUGGCACAACGAACGGAACGAACAUCGAUUCUAAUAACGCCACAUACACAACAAACGACUAUUUCACAAAUUCCAGUGGAGUGUUUGGUUGCUUGUGCAAUGUGCUCAAUUGUGUCCAGGACUGUUGCGACUCCGGGCAAGUGCUGGAUUUUUCCGGAAGUGUCCUCAAAUGCACCUCAGCCACUUCGCAACGAUACACCAACCUCAAAGGCGCAAUAGUUCACAACAUUAUCCAUGUUCCGGAUAAGUUCGUCUGCUCUGAGCAGGAACAAACGGUUUCUUUGGAGGCCUCAGAGUAUCAACUGGAGCUGCUCGAGCAUGGCUACUUGCAAUGGGAUAUCAACACCUACCAUUAUAGAAAGUACUGCCUUUCUGCGCAGGAAUCGGAGCUGGUUGUUUUGGUUUGUGUGGUUGCUGAUGCCACUGUAUCAGCAAUUAUUUUCUGCAUUGGCAUGAUCAUUUCCAUGCCAUUCCUGCUGAUCACAUUCCUAGUGUAUGCUCUACUGCCCGACCGAAAUCUCCACCAAAGAGCGUUAAUGUUUUAUGUUUUAUCGCUGCUCAUCGCCUACAUUUUAUUAGUUACAAUCAAUCUGGCUCCAAAUAUUCCCACUUGGUUUUGGUGCAAAUUCUUAGGUUAUUCUACGCUGUUCUUUUUCAUGGUGUCGUUUUUCUGGAUGAAUGUGAUUUGCUUCGAUAUUUGGUACACCUUCAGCGGCGGUCGCGGUUUUAUGGGAAGCAAAAGAACUAGCGAAAGAAGAAGGUUGAUUUUUUACAGUCUUUAUGCCAAUGGCGUGCCGCUGCUGAUAGUGGCGUGGACUUAUGGGAUGCAGAUAAGUCUUCCCAAUGAAUGCGAGCAUAAUCCGGGAAUAGGCGUGGCCAAAUGUUUCUUAGCCACAGGUUGGGCAAGUUUAUGGUAUUUCUACCUGGAAGCUGGCAUUGUGGUGAUUGCCAAUAUCACGUUUUUCAUAUUAACCGCCUUGCGAAUCAGGAAAGUGAAACAGGAAACGUCGAUGCUGAAGCACAACGACAGCAAGAGACACACGUACGAAAAAGACAAGCAAAAAUUCAAUCUCUACGUAAAAUUGCUGUUUGCCAUGGGCGUUAACUGGAGCAUGGAAGUGAUCUCUUGGUUGGUAAAUUGGAACACUAAAAGCGAGUACCAGUAUAUCUGGUACGCCACUGACUUUUUCAACGCCGUCUAUGGCGUUUUCAUCUUCUUUAUAUUUGUUUUCAAAAAGAAAAUCUGGACGCUCCUACAAAGACGGUAUUACAACUUCAUUGGCAGGCCCCAUUUGGCUCAUACGGUCACAUCCAGCAACACUCGUUCCAGCCAUUAUUCGUCUACGAAUUAUUCGACUGCUGAUACGGGGCUAUCGGAAAGAGCGACUGCAGUGAACGGACGACAACCGGCUGAAGAAAUGGCUUUAAGACGUGUAACUUAAAUAUCAAGGAUUAAUUUUUUUGUUUUUUUAACGGGGCUUGAAGAUGUAAGUUCUUUAAAAAAAAAAGUCGCAUUAUUCCCGCUAAACUCCUGUUUUGAGUUCGAAGCCAGUCUCACCGAAAAGGAGAACAGCCAGAAGUUUACCUUUAAAAAUAAGUUCCUGGCUAAUUUCCAUAACGUUCCGUUCACUUAAAUCGCUGUACUUAAUUUUCGUUUAUUUUAUAAGUGACUGUAAAUAAUCUAAGAUAGGAAUAGAUGUUUUGCGCCAACACGUACUUAAUCGCGCACAUUUGAAGAAACUGUAAACACGGGCAUCGUCAUCUUUGCACAUGAAAAAUUAAUCAAAAUCACUGGCACGUUUUCAACGUAUAAACCUCUAAAAGUAGCGAUAAUUGACACUGUUUAGAUAAACGAACCCAUAAAUUCUACAUUAACAGCACUUCAUAUUGCAUCUUUACAAACCCCACGAUUUAUCGUAGCUCUCUUCGGAAUAGUUCAUAGAAACUGUAAAUUAAAAUCUCAUUAUCGUUGUUUCUAAUUCUAUCUAAAUUACAAUUUUGAUUAGUGAUGAAAACCUGCACUUUUGGAUUUUUAGGUCGAGAAAUCGUUAAAUAAAAAGGUGUAAUCACGCAUCUUUCAAUAAAAUAUCAGUGUGCAAUGUAAUCAAAUACAGAUUAACUUGAUUGUAUUUAUCGCUUAAUAAAAUAUUUAUAGAUG